AAAUCCAGAACUUGUCUGGGGCAGAUCAGUAAAACUCAUCUUGAAUGUAUAAGACCGCAGCUCUUCUUCCUUUUUUCUCAAGUCAAAUUCUCACAAUGAGAAGAUUCAAAAGCAGAGUUCACCAGUGAUACACUUGUGUUGAAAGGGAAGGAAAAUCUGCUCAGUUUUGCUCUGCAGCUUCUCCUGAUGUUUUCCAAUAAGACUUGAGACUCCUGAUAUCCUUCUUCACUCAAGCCCAAGCAGCAGAGGACACAAUUCAAGAUUUCUUUUUGUAACGUGAUGUUUUUCAAAAGCGCAUUUUCCUUUUAAAUCCAAGAAACUUGUUCCUUGACGUCAAAAACAUUUUCUUUAUACCUUACAGGGACUGAAGAGUAAGUGCUACAUUGGCUAGUUUCUGCAGCCAUUCUUCACCUUCAAAGUAUUCAACAAAAUCUAGUCUUAUUUUGUCGUAAAAGGAUCCCUUUCAGCUCAAAUACCCUGUUGAGAACUUUUCCUCUGCUAAGCCACUGGAUUUCUUUAUGUAGUAGGAGACAUUCUUUAAACAUUCUGGAGUGAAAUGACCUUUGUUUAAUGAAGUUAACCAUUUUGUAGCGUCUUCCAGAACUUUUUAAUUUCGUCCCAAGAGUUUUUGACACCAGAGUACAUGGAUGCCUUCUGCCUUCUGUGUCAAUUCAGGUUCUCAGAGAAACAGAUGUCAACACAAGAUUUGAUGUGCAGGGAGUUCCCCAUUCAGAGUUGGCUGUUGGAGCAUUCUCAACAUGUUCCGUCGUUUGCUGGGAGAAGACUAGAGAAGGCAUGGCCAGGUCUGAAUGUUGCAGUGGAUUCCAAGAAUGUGAAAACCUUUGCAUCUUCUGAUAGUCUAGCCAAGGUCCAAGAAGUGGCAAGCUGGCUUUUGGAAAUGAAUCAGGAACUGCUCUCUGUGGGCAGCAAAAGACGACGAACUGGAGGCUCUCUGAGAGGUAACCCUUCCUCAAGCCAGGCAGAUGAGGAACAGAUGAAUCGUGUGGUAGAGGAGGAGGAGCAGCAGCAGCAGCAGCAAAGACAACAAGAGGAGGAACACACCGCGAGGAAUGGUGAAGUCGUCGGAGCAGAACCUAGACCCAGAGACCAAAAUGAUUCCCAGCAAGGACAACUGGAAGAAAACAAUAAUCGAUUUAUUUCAGUAGAUGAGGACUCCUCGGGAAACCAAGAAGAACCAGAGGAAGAUGAAGAACAUGCUGGGGAACAAGAUGAGGAGGAUGAAGAAGAAGAGGAAAUGGACCAGGAGAGUGAUGAUUUUGAUCAGUCCGAUGACAGUAGCAGGGAAGAUGAACAUACACAUAGUAACAGUGUCACAAACUCCAGUAGUAUCGUGGACCUGCCUAUUCACCAACUCUCCUCCCCAUUCUAUACAAAGACAACAAAAAUGAAAAGAAAGUUGGACCAUGGUUCUGAGGUCCGCUCUUUUUCUUUGGGAAAGAAACCAUGCAAAGUCUCAGAAUAUACAAGUACCACUGGGCUUGUACCAUGUUCAGCAACACCAACAACUUUUGGAGACCUGAGAGCAGCCAAUGGCCAAGGGCAACAACGUCGCCGAAUUACAUCUGUCCAACCACCUACAGGCCUCCAGGAGUGGCUGAAAAUGUUUCAGAGCUGGAGUGGACCAGAGAAAUUGCUUGCUUUAGAUGAACUUAUUGAUAGUUGCGAACCAACACAAGUAAAACAUAUGAUGCAAGUGAUAGAACCCCAGUUUCAACGAGACUUCAUUUCGUUGCUCCCUAAAGAGCUGGCACUUUAUGUGCUUUCAUUCCUGGAACCCAAAGACCUGCUACAAGCGGCUCAGACGUGUCGCUACUGGAGAAUUUUGGCUGAGGACAACCUUCUCUGGAGAGAGAAAUGCAAAGAAGAGGGUAUAGAUGAACCUUUGCACAUCAAGAGAAGAAAAGUUAUAAAACCAGGUUUCAUACACAGUCCAUGGAAAAGUGCGUACAUCAGACAGCACAGAAUUGAUACCAACUGGAGGCGAGGAGAACUCAAAUCUCCUAAGGUGCUGAAAGGACAUGAUGAUCAUGUGAUUACAUGCUUACAAUUUUGUGGUAACCGAAUAGUUAGUGGUUCCGAUGACAACACUUUAAAAGUUUGGUCAGCAGUCACAGGCAAAUGUCUGAGGACAUUAGUGGGACACACAGGUGGAGUCUGGUCAUCGCAGAUGAGAGACAAUAUCAUCAUUAGUGGAUCUACAGAUCGGACUCUCAAAGUGUGGAAUGCAGAGACUGGAGAGUGUAUACACACGUUGUACGGGCAUACUUCCACUGUUCGUUGUAUGCAUCUCCAUGAAAAGAGAGUUGUUAGCGGUUCUCGAGAUGCCACUCUUAGGGUUUGGGAUAUUGAGACAGGCCAGUGUUUACAUGUGCUGAUGGGUCAUGUAGCAGCGGUCCGCUGUGUUCAGUAUGAUGGCAGGAGGGUUGUUAGUGGAGCGUAUGAUUUUAUGGUGAAGGUAUGGGAUCCAGAGACUGAGACCUGUCUACACACGCUGCAAGGGCAUACUAAUAGAGUCUAUUCAUUACAGUUUGAUGGCAUCCAUGUAGUGAGUGGAUCUCUUGAUACAUCAAUCCGAGUUUGGGAUGUGGAGACAGGGAACUGCAUUCACACGUUGACAGGACACCAGUCGUUAACAAGUGGAAUGGAACUCAAAGACAAUAUUCUUGUCUCUGGGAAUGCAGACUCUACAGUUAAAAUCUGGGAUAUUAAAACAGGACAGUGUUUACAAACAUUGCAAGGUCCCAACAAGCAUCAGAGUGCUGUGACCUGUUUACAGUUCAACAAGAACUUUGUAAUUACCAGCUCAGAUGAUGGAACUGUAAAACUAUGGGACUUGAAAACGGGUGAAUUUAUUCGCAACCUAGUCACAUUGGAGAGUGGGGGGAGCGGGGGAGUCGUGUGGCGGAUCAGAGCCUCGAACACAAAGCUGGUGUGUGCGGUCGGGAGCCGGAACGGGACGGAAGAAACCAAGCUGCUGGUGCUGGACUUUGAUGUGGACAUGAAGUGAAGAGCAGAAAAGAUGAGUUUGUCCAAAUGUGUAGACGAUAUACUCCCUGCCCUCCCCCCUGCAAAAAAGAAAAAAAAAGAAAAAGAAAAAAGAAAAGCAAAAAGAAAAAAAGGAAAAAAACGAAAAAGAAAAAAAAUCCCUUGUUCUCAGUGGUGCAGGAUAUUGGCUUGGGGCAACAGAAUGAAAAGACCUACAGACUAAGAAGGAAAAGAGGAAGAGAUGACAAACCGUAACUGACAAGAGAGGCGUCUGCUGUCUCAUUACAUAAAAGGCUUCACUUUUGACUGAGGGCAGCUUUGCAAAGACUUUCUAAAUCAAACCAGGUGCAAUUAUUUCUUUAUUUUCUUCUCCAGUGGUCAUUGGGCUGUGUUAAUGCUAAAACAUCGUUUCAGAUUCUGUGAGUCUGUUCUUUUACCACUGAGACCUAGAAAGGAGCUGCAAUAACAUCAAAACAAGUACCGGUUGACUUUAAUUAGAGAGCAUCUGCAACAAAAGUCAUUUUUCUGGAGUGGAAAAGCUAAAAAAAAAAAAAUAUUACUGUGAAUUGUUUUUGUACAGUUAUCAUGAAAAGCUUUUUUUUUUUUUUUUUUUUUUUUGCCAACCAUUGCCAAUGUCAAUCAAUCACAGUAUUAGCCUCUGUUAAUCUACUUACUGUCGCUUCCACAUACACUCUUCAGUGCAUAUAUUGCUGAAAGGUGGCAAGUUGUCCUGGGUUCUGUGAGUCCUGAGAUGGAUUUAAUUCUUGAUGCUGGUGCUAGAAGUAGGUCUUCAAAUAUGGGAUUGUUGUCCCACCCCUGUACUGUACUCCCAGUGGCCAAACUUAUUUAUGCUGCUAAAUGAAAGAAAAAAGCAAAUUAUUUUUUUUUAUUUUUUUUCUGCUGUGACGUUUUAGUCCCAGACUGAAUUCCAAAUUUGCUCUAGUUUGGUUACGGAAAAAAGACUUUUUGCCACUGAAACUUGAACCAUCUGUGCCUCUAAGAGGCUGAGAAUGGGAGAGUUUCAGAUAAUAAAGAGUGAAGUUUGCCUGCAAGUAAAGAAUUGAGAGUGUGUGCAAAGCUUAUUUUCUUUUAUCUGGGCAAAAAUUAAAACACAUUCCUUGGAACAGAGCUAUCGCUGCCUGUUCUGUGGAGAAACUUUUCUUUUUGAGGGCUGUGGUGAAUGGAUGAACGUACAUAAUAAAACUGACAAGAUUUUAAAAAUAUAUAAAACACAAAAUUAAAAUAAAGUUGCUGGUCAGUCUUAGUGUUUUGCAGUAUUUGGGAAAACAACUGUUACAGUUUUAUUGCUCUGAGUAACUGACAAAGCAGAAACGAUUCAGUUUUUGUAGUAAAGGCGUCACAUGCAAACAAAUGAAAUGAAUGAAAAAGUCAAAUGGUUUGCCUCAUUCUCCAAGAGCCACAACUCAAGCUGAACUGUGAAAGUGGUUUAACACUGUAUCCUAGGCGAUCUUUUUUUCCUCCUCCUGUUUAUUUUUUUUUUGUUUGUUUUAUUUAUAGUCUGAUUUAAAACAAUCAGAUUCAAGUUGGUUAAUUUUAGUUAUGUAACAACCUGACAUGAUGGAGGAAAACAACCUUUAAAGGGAUUGUGUCUAUGGUUUGAUUCACUUAGAAAUUUUAUUUUCUUAUAACUUAAGUGCAAUAAAAUGUGUUUUUUCAUGUUA
Pteropus alecto (black flying fox) is the source of this 4688-nucleotide messenger RNA. It is a transcript of the gene FBXW7, whose product is annotated as F-box and WD repeat domain containing 7. Lineage: Eukaryota; Metazoa; Chordata; Mammalia; Chiroptera; Pteropodidae. Gene Ontology annotation, cellular component: nucleus; cytoplasm. The record is from RefSeq and is a predicted model, not a curated record. Bases 644 to 3028 code for a protein of 794 amino acids. Gene Ontology annotation, molecular function: ubiquitin binding. Gene Ontology annotation, biological process: proteasome-mediated ubiquitin-dependent protein catabolic process; ubiquitin recycling. The transcript has 12 exons.